Molecule: messenger RNA, 522 nt
Organism: Dichotomopilus funicola
Lineage: Eukaryota; Fungi; Ascomycota; Sordariomycetes; Sordariales; Chaetomiaceae
Product: cytochrome b5-like heme/steroid binding domain-containing protein
Exons: 2
Coding region: 1-522 (173 amino acids)
Cellular component (GO): membrane; endomembrane system; endoplasmic reticulum
Source: RefSeq, a predicted model, not a curated record
AUGGACUACGUCCAGCAACGCGUCGCACAAAUGGCUUCCCAAACCGACACAUCCUCCAGCGCCCUCCUCACCCCGCUCAACGCCAUCCUCCUCUCCCUCCUAGCCUACACCGCCUACGCCUUCCUCCUCCGCCCAGCCCCGCCGCCGCCUUCACUCCCCGCCGAAGAACCCGCCGUAGUCUUCCGCACCUUCACGCCGCGGACGCUGUUACCCUACAACGGCGCCGACGGCUCGCCGGUGUACCUGGCGGUGCGCGGGCGGGUGUUUGACGUGUCGCGGGGACGGAACUUUUACGGGCCGGGCGGGCCGUAUGAGAAUUUUGCCGGGAGGGAUGCGUCGAGGGGAUUGGCGUGUGGGAGUUUUGAUGAGGAGAUGUUGACGAAGGAUUUGGAUGGGGCUUUGGAUUCGUUGGAGGGGUUGGAGGCUUCGGAGUUGGAGGCGUUGAGGGGUUGGGAGGAGAGGUUCGAGGAGAAGUAUUUGGUUGUGGGGAGGUUGGUGGCGGUUGGGGAGGAGGAGAAGUAG